Molecule: messenger RNA, 846 nt
Organism: Oppiella nova
Lineage: Eukaryota; Metazoa; Arthropoda; Arachnida; Sarcoptiformes; Oppiidae
Source: the annotation of a GenBank genome assembly
GGGUGUGUGUUAAAGGGAUAAGAGGACUGCCUUUUCAUAUAUAACAGAGUAUUCUAUGGGAAAGCCGGCACUCAUUCACUUCAGUCCCAGACUUCGUGUUGUCUGUCAUUAGGUCUCCAUUGAUUGCAAGCAAAACAUCAAAUAUUUUGAUUAUACCUAUUAUUUCGAGUUUCAAUUGACUACACAUUCAAUACAAUGGCACCAACUCUUGGAUACUGGAAUAUUCGUGGAUUGGCUCAACCAAUCCGUCUACUGUUGGCCUAUUCUGGCACUGAAUAUGAGGACAAACGUUAUGUUUUGGGACCGGCGCCUGAAUUUGAUAGAACUGAAUGGCUUAAUGACAAACAGACCCUCGGCCUCGACUUUCCCAAUUUGCCCUACUAUUUGGACGGCGACCUAAAGUUGACCCAAAGUGUGGCUAUCCUUCGACACGUGGCCCGUAAGGCCAAACUCAGUGGUCAGACCGAUGCCGAAAAACUGCGCGUAGAUCUGGUUGAACAGCAAUUGGUGGACAUCAACACCGGCGUCGUUCGUAUCUGUUAUGACCCCAACUUCGAGACCCUCAAAGUGGAUUAUCUCAAGAAUUUGCCUCAAAGUCUGGAGCUGUUGAGCAAAUUCCUGGGCGACAGACCCUUCCUCGCAGGAGAGAGUGUGACUUAUGUGGAUUUCCUUGCUUACGAAAUCUUGGAUAAAUUGAAUGCUUUGGCGCCUGAGAUCGUGUCCAAAGUGGAUAACCUCAAGAAGUACAUCGAGAGAGUGGAGUCUUUGCCACAAAUUGCAAACUAUCUGAAGAGUAACCCUAAGACCCCCUUCAAUGGUCCGAUGGCUAAAUGGGGCGGAAAUUAA